This is a messenger RNA of Colius striatus (speckled mousebird), 5804 nucleotides long. RefSeq names its product semaphorin 3E (gene SEMA3E). Gene Ontology annotation, molecular function: semaphorin receptor binding; chemorepellent activity. The record is from RefSeq and is a predicted model, not a curated record. Gene Ontology annotation, biological process: semaphorin-plexin signaling pathway; negative chemotaxis; negative regulation of axon extension involved in axon guidance. The transcript has 17 exons. The coding region runs from base 365 to 2692 and encodes 775 amino acids. NCBI's taxonomy places the organism in Eukaryota, Metazoa, Chordata, Aves, Coliiformes, Coliidae.
UUUGCAGGAGAGACUGAAAAUACAGCUUCUUCCUGAAUCCACUGGCAGAGUUACUAAAGAGAGCUCAAGACACAACACUGCAGAGUAACGCCUUGGAAUGUCCUCGUACUUUAUAAACAAAUGUCCUAGGGAGGGAAUAUUUUUACAUGACAUUUGCACAGCUUGACACAUGGCUAGCUGAGGCUGUGUGUUUCUCUGAUGAACACUGAAUUUCCCAUAGAGAUACCCCACAAACUGACCAAAGACAGAAAUCUAACUGCACUGGGAAAGUAGAAGUGGAACUUGGAGCCCUAAAAAAACCACCCAGCAAAUCAACAAACAGCAGCAGUUAAGUGAAGAGCACAAGAAUUUGAUUUUGGGCAGGAUGACAUCUACCCAGGACCUUUUAAUCCUGGCACUGUAUGGCUUGUUACUAGAGCUACCGACUGGAUGUCAUACCACAGAUACGAGGCAGCCAAGGUUACGUCUGUCACAUAAAGAGCUCUGGGAUUUAAACAGGACGUCAGUCUUUCAUAGCCCAUUUGGAUAUCUCGGUCUUCAUAUAAUGCUGCUGGAUGAGUAUCAAGAGCGACUGUUCGUGGGAGGAAGAGAUCUCUUGUAUUCCCUCAGUUUGGAUCGAGUCAGCGACAACUACCGAGAGAUCCAUUGGCCUAGUACACCUCUUCAGGCAGAAGAAUGCAUAAUUAAAGGAAGAGAUGCUGAUGAAUGUGCAAAUUACAUCCGUGUCCUGCACCGAUACAACAGAACACAUCUUCUGGCCUGUGGAACAGGAGCUUUUGAUCCACUCUGUACUUUUAUUAGAGCUGGACAUCUGUCAGAGGAUCAUCUGUUUCAACUGGAAUCACACAAAUUUGAGAGAGGACGAGGCAGGUGCCCUUUUGACCCCAGUUCUUCCUUCACCUCCAUCUUAAUUGGUGGUGAACUUUUUACUGGUCUCUACAGUGAUUACUGGGGAAGAGAUGCUGCUCUAUUCCGCACCAUGAAUCGCAUGGCUCACCUGAGAACUGAACCCGACAGUGAGCGCCUGUUGAAAGAACCAAAAUUCGUUGGCUCCUACAUGAUUCCUGACAAUGAAGACCACGAUGACAACAAAGUAUAUUUCUUCUUUACUGAAAAAGCAUUAGAGGCUGACACAAGCACUCAUGCCAUUUACACCAGAGUGGGACGUGUCUGUGCGAAUGAUAUGGGAGGUCAGCGAAUGCUUGUGAAUAAAUGGAGUACGUUCCUCAAAACCAGGCUAGUUUGCUCUGUGCCCGGGCGAAAUGGAAUCGAUACACAUUUUGAUGAAUUAGAGGAUGUGUUUUUGCUGCAAACUCGGGAUAACAAAAAUCCAGUGAUAUUUGGUCUCUUCAACACUACAAGCAAUAUAUUUAGAGGAUAUGCUAUAUGUGUUUACCACAUGGCAAGUGUUCGAGCAGCUUUCAAUGGACCAUAUGCUCAUAAAGAGGGACCUGAAUACCACUGGGCUCUAUACGAAGGAAAAGUACCUUAUCCUAGACCUGGUUCAUGUGCCAGCAAGGUGAAUGGUGGUCUGUACACUACCACUAAAGACUAUCCUGAUGAAGCUGUCCAUUUUGCCAGGAGCCAUCCACUGAUGUAUCAGCCCAUCAAGCCUGUUCAUAAGAGACCGAUACUAGUUAAAACAGAUGGAAAGUACAACCUUAAACAAAUAGCAGUGGACAGAGUGGAAGCUGAAGAUGGGCAAUAUGAUGUCUUGUUCAUUGGCACAGAUAAUGGAAUUGUGCUGAAAGUCAUUACAAUUUACAACCAAGAGACAGAAUCAAUGGAAGAAGUGAUUCUUGAAGAGCUGCAAGUAUUCAAGGUGCCAGUUCCUAUCAUUUCUAUGGAAAUCUCUUCAAAAAGACAACAGCUCUAUGUUGGAUCUGAGUCAGUCAUAGCACAAGUGAAGUUCCACCAGUGUGACAUGUACGGCACCGCCUGUGCGGACUGCUGCCUCGCUCGAGAUCCGUACUGUGCUUGGGAUGGCAUCUCCUGCUCCCGAUACUAUCCCACAGGAAUACAGGCAAAGAGACGUUUCCGAAGACAGGAUGUUCGACAUGGGAAUGCAGCACAGCAGUGCUUCGGCCAGCAGUUCAUUGGUGAGGUCCUAGAGAAGACUGAAGAGAGACUUGUUUAUGGAGUAGAGUACAACAGCACCCUUCUGGAGUGCACCCCUCGGACCUUACAAGCAAAAGUAGUCUGGUUUGUCCAGCGAGCACAUGAUACUAAGAAGGAAGAGGUGAAGACAGAUGACAGAGUAAUCAAAAUGGACCUUGGACUCUUAUUCCUGAAGCUGCAUCGGCUGGAUGCAGGGACCUAUUUUUGUCAGACAGUGGAGCACAGCAUUGUUCAUACUGUCAGGAAAAUUACCCUGGAAAUAGUCGAGGAAGAACGUGUAGAUGAAAUGUUCAAUAAAGACUAUGAGGAAGAGAUAUCUCACAAAAUGCCAUGUCCAAUGCAGAGCAGCAUACCUCAGGCAUCAAAGCCAUGGUACAAGGAAUUUCUCCAACUAAUAGGUUACAGCAACUUCCAGAGGGUGGAAGAAUACUGUGAAAAAGUGUGGUGUACAGAUAAGAAGAGAAAAAAGCUGAAAAUGUCUCCAUCAAAGUGGAAAUAUGCUAACCCUCAAGAGAAGAAGGCAAGGAUCAAGCCAGAGCAUUACCGGCUGCCCAGGAACAUAGCUGACUCUUGAUGGACAAAAUCCAUCCACUGUUUGUGGGUAAAAUUUUACUUGGACUUGAGUGAAAGGGAGGAAUCAGUCUUGGUCUUGGUAAAUGACACAGGUUUAUAUAUAUAUAAAAUAUAGGGACUGAAAAAAAAAAGCUAUGGUAAGUUAUACUGUAUACACAUGAUGACUGUUUAGGAGCAUUUUAAAAAAAAUCUUCUUUAUCUAACUUUAAGUAGGUCAAUGCAAUCAAAGUUUUGCAUUAGAGAGAACAUGACAAUCUUCAGAAUUUGAGUGCUUGAAUCAAUUUCCUGUGUGGACUAUGCUUGCGCUGUAUAUUGUUGCACAUCACAGCAUAUUUAACAAAUUCAAAUAGAUAACCGUUCACAAGUGGAUAAAACACAUCUCUCUAUUUCACAAGUUCCUCAUGCUUCUGAAAAUGGCACAUCUUCAGAUCUAUCCUUUUGAUUGUGACCUGUCUGUAUGUAUCACUGAAAACAAUGAGUUGUAUUAAUACAGUGUACUGCUAUUUGUAAAGAUAAUUACGGGAAAUCCUAUUUACUUCCCAAUUUGUUUUGUCUUAUCAGCCAUUUAUGAAGCACACACAGAUAAAUGCCUGGUAACUUGAUGUAAGUCAAAUGCAUGCUGAGAACACAAACAAAAUGAAAUUCUUCAAUUUAUCUGUAUUAAAAAGUGGUAUCAUGGUUUAGAUAGAAAAAGAGUCUAUCUUGUCUGUAGUGAUGGGCACUGCCUUAGUACUGACAGGAAUAAAGGGAGUGCCCUCUUGUGGCAAAACAAAGCAAAAUCCCACAUCUAUUUUCUGAAGAAAUGUGUAAAGCAAAUUAUUACACGGAUCUACAGCUGAUUUGUUUUCAGCACACACUUUUACUCUCCAUGUACUAAAGGUAAAGAUUUAGAAGUCCAUGUUGGAAGUAAUUUAUGUGGAAAGCAUUUAAAGUAAGUAAAGCUUUUUGUUGUUAAUGUGCUUUCGAGGUUAAAUGCAAUCACAGAAAGUUAGGAUGUAGAUUAAAAACAAGAACAGUAUUAUGCAGCUUUGUUUCUGUGCAGUUUCAGAGUCUGCUCCAGGUAAGUAUUUUCUGAUCUAUGAUCUCUGUUAAAAGGGAUGCUGCUCUUGUGAGUGAUACCAGAAGAAGUGAUCAAUGAACACAAUCUAGGUCUUUCAAGACUUAAAAAAGAGGAAAAAAUAUCUUUAAGUAAAAUAAAUAUAAAUAAUGCAGAUGCAGGAAAUGCAGGAAAAAAUAUAUUUCAUGACUCGAAAAAUCUCAUAUUGCAAUACUAAUUGGAUUUUUUAAAUUGUAAACUUAAAGUAGAUGGAGAAGUUAUCAACACAAAUGAGUCACAAAUGAGUCAAUUCCUCAACUGAUAAUAUGAUUCCAACAGGGGAAAUAGCCAAGCUGAUACAGAGCAACAAAAUAUACAAGAGAUGCACUAGGCACAAAGAGUUUCAUAUUGAGCUUCAUAUUGAGCUUCAACUUCUAUCAGGAAACAGAAUUUGACUUAGUGGAAGUUAACAGUCUGGAUAGUAGAGAUUUCCUUGCUUUGCUGUGUUAACAAACACAGCAAUUAGUGCUAAUCCAGUGUUUCCCAAACACUGUGUGUGAGAGGCUCUCACAGUUGCUGGCAUGACCAGCAACUGUUACUGUACUCCACUGGGAACAGGUUUUGUUCUGGAGUCUGAAAGAAGCCCUUGGGCACACUCCCGACAACCCAAGUGUGAGGGACAAUGAGUUUCACUUUCUGUCAGUAUAGCAACAGGUAAAUCUUUCUGUCAGCAAGUUGUGUUAAGGAAAACAAUUUAUCUGAGGGUUUGCGCUGUGUUUAUGUAGAAUGGCUAAGAGAGGGGACCAUACACUGUGUGCAGCCAUGCAUGACAUAGUGCAGCCAUUAACUUUGAUCUAAUACAGGAGACUAGGUUUAUCCAGGUUUCUGCAACAGUUUAAUGCAAUUUAGUUGCAUCUAGGAGCCUCUGUUUACAGAUCUAUGGAAGGAACUGCACUGAAGGCUGUGGCAGAGAACAUAUACAAAUCAAACAUCCCGGAUUUAUUCUCGAUCCCCUACACUACUGUUGCUGGCAUCCUUGAUGGAAAACUGUUAAAACACCACACUGAAAACCUUUUCUAAUAAGUUAUGGAGUCCACUUCCUUCCAACAGUAGUGGGAGUUGUAUUUUACUUUUUCUGAUUCAUUUGCCGGUAUCUUGUGCCAAAUAUACAAUUAAUGGACUAUUAGAAAGAAAUAACAAGAUCUCAGAUGGAUGAAACAAAUGUAAUUUUGUGUCUCAUUCUCUUAGAUUUCAAGUGGAAAUCAUGUGAUAUGCAAAUCAAGAUUCCUGAUUUAACAUGAGAGUGUGUAAUUUUUAGCUCCCCAUCCCUUUAGUGGUCACAUGUGGAGAAUUACAUUACGUUUCUAUUUAACUUUUAAAAUGUAAAUUUCUAAUUCACAUCUUGCUACUUUUAUGGUUGCAAAGCUUGUGAGAAUUCGAGGUCUCGUCGAAAGAGUGCUAUGACAUCUAUGGAAGAUGAGAAAAAGUGAAAAUGUUUUUUGGAAAUGUAUGCACAAAUGUGCUACUACACAGACAAUGUUGUUUAAAAUGCUUCUUUGUAUAUUUGGGGGGCAUUGUCUGAAUCUUUUCAUUAUGAAUUUGAUGUAUUUUGUAUGUGCAUGAAGUGGUCCAAUUAUAAAUAUAAUUAAGAACCAUAUUUGGCUGAAAUACUUUGUACUAUUUCUCAUAAGAUUUUUUCACCACAUAAUAUGACUGUGCAUAGUGAUUGUUCAUAUGGUGUUAGCAACAGGUGUCCUUCACCGUGCAUUUUAUGAGCAGAGAUCUCAGAUCAGGAUAGAGGGGUGUUAAUAUACAGUUGCCAAGUGGGAAACUGUGACACAGAGUAAUAAGUAAAUUAAGUCUGUUAAUGUCAGGUAGAUUUGGAAAUGCUGUGAUUAGAACAUCAUCUGCUAUGUUAAUGUAUUUUGAGAGUGGAACAUGGUCAAAUAAAGUCAGAAGAUUCUAAUUGAUGGAAAUUAACUGAAACACAACAACUUGGAUAAAGCUUUGAACUCUGCCCUGCUUCUUGACAAGGGACAAGACAGAUCACUUGGACUAAACACUUACUUUGAUCUUG